This is a messenger RNA of Phyllotreta striolata, 669 nucleotides long. NCBI's taxonomy places the organism in Eukaryota, Metazoa, Arthropoda, Insecta, Coleoptera, Chrysomelidae. The record is from the annotation of a GenBank genome assembly.
AUGGCUCCAAAAGGUAAUAAUAUGAUUCCGAAUGGCCAUUUCCACAAGGAUUGGCAAAGAUUCGUGAAGACCUGGUUCAACCAACCUGCACGCAAAAUCCGCAGGAGGCAGAACCGAAUCAAGAAAGCCCGUGCUGUCGCCCCCAGACCAGCUGCCGGCCCUCUGCGACCCGUCGUGCGCUGUCCCACAGUCAGGUACCACACCAAAAUACGCGCCGGGCGCGGAUUCACCCUGCAAGAAUUAAAAGCCGCGGGACUUAACCCGAGAUUCGCCAGGACCGUCGGCGUCGCCGUCGACCACAGGAGGAGGAACAAGUCCGUAGAAUCCAUUCAACUAAACGCUCAACGUUUGAAAGAAUACAAAUCCAAGUUGAUCCUGUUCCCCAUCCACAACAAGAAGAAGCUGCGAGCUGGCGAAGCCACCGAAGAAGAACGUAAAGUAGCCACCCAAUUGCUAGGAGAGGUGUUGCCCAUUAGACAGCCUAGCAUCAGGACGAAGGCUAGGGUGCCCACCGAAGACGAGAAGAAAUUCGAGGCUUACGUGACAUUGAGGAAGGCUCGUACCGAUGCCAGAUUGGUUGGUAUCCGUGCUAAGAGAAUGAAGGAAGCCGCCGAGAACGCUGAGGAUCUCACCAAAGGGGGCGCUAAAGAGAAGAAAUCCAAGAAAUAA